AUGAAAGGAGGGGAGGGGGCGAGUGAUGGACGUGUAUACUUUUUGAGUUUGAGAGCUACGAUCCCCUUCUCCGAGCGUCCAACGUUGGUGGCUUUCUUUUUUUUUCUUUUGUUUUUGUUAUUUUGCUGCGUAGGGGUGAAAACAGUAUACAUCCGUAUAUAUUCAGGAGGGUAG
Messenger RNA from Trypanosoma brucei brucei TREU927, 174 nucleotides. RefSeq lists its product as hypothetical. The transcript has a single exon. Bases 1 to 174 code for a protein of 57 amino acids. The record is from RefSeq and is a predicted model, not a curated record. NCBI's taxonomy places the organism in Eukaryota, Euglenozoa, Kinetoplastea, Trypanosomatida, Trypanosomatidae.